Plodia interpunctella (Indianmeal moth) is the source of this 2451-nucleotide messenger RNA. RefSeq names its product marionette (gene mrn). Lineage: Eukaryota; Metazoa; Arthropoda; Insecta; Lepidoptera; Pyralidae. Gene Ontology annotation, cellular component: transcription factor TFIIH holo complex; transcription factor TFIIH core complex. Gene Ontology annotation, biological process: nucleotide-excision repair. The transcript is spliced from 11 exons. The record is from RefSeq and is a predicted model, not a curated record. Gene Ontology annotation, molecular function: double-stranded DNA binding; ATPase activator activity. The coding region runs from base 155 to 1615 and encodes 486 amino acids.
CAGUGAGAGAGAGAGAUGAGAUCAAUUGUCAAUUGUUCUUACUGAAUAAAUUAAUUUUGUUUGUGAACUUUUCGUAGAAUUGCUGAAUUUUAAGAUACGAGGGGAAAAUUAAUAGACCAAAUAUUAUCAUAAGUCCUUAAUAAAAUUUCCCGUAAUGUCAGAGUCGUCAAAAUCGAAGUCUUUGAAUAUAAAUCCCACUCCAACAUUGCAAUGCAAAGAUCUACACGAAUAUUUAAAAAGCCGCACGCCACAGUUUUUAGAGACACUCUAUAAUUAUCCCACUAUUUGUUUGGCUGUCUACCGUGAACUACCAGAAUUGGCUCGACACUUCGUGAUCCGCUUGUUGUUUGUGGAGCAGCCUGUCCCACAAGCCGUGGUCACCUCCUGGGUCUCGCAGACAUAUGCCAAAGACCAGAGCAAAGCAUGUGAGGCUCUGUCAGAACUGUCGGUGUGGCAGGAGGCCCCGAUCCCGGGCGGCAUGCCGGGCUGGAUGCUGGCACAGUCCUUCAAGAAGAACCUUAAAGUUGCACUGCUUGGAGGUGGAAGACCAUGGAGCAUGUCGUCGUCACUAGAACCGGAUGGCAAAGCCCGAGAUAUUGCAUUCCUCGAUGCAUAUGCUUUAGAGAGAUGGGAGUGUGUCCUGCACUACAUGGUGGGAAGUGCUCAGACUGAAGGCAUCAGUGCGGAUGCUGUGAGGAUACUACUACAUGCGGGGCUUAUGACUAGAGACGCAGAAGAUGGUUCAGCAGUCAUCACUAGAGCAGGUUUCCAAUUUCUUCUGUUGAGCACCGCAAAACAGGUGUGGCUGUUUCUCCAACACUACCUGCACACGGCCGAGAAGAGGAGUCUCAGCUCUGCGGAGUGUCUCGCCUUUCUAUAUCAACUUAGUUUUAGUACGCUUGGCAAAGACUACAGCACAGAAGGCAUGAGCAAUAAUAUGCUUGUGUUUUUGCAACAUCUCCGCGAAUUUGGAUUGGUUUAUCAAAGGAAGCGCAAAGCCGGGCGCUUCUACCCCACGCGGCUGGCGCUCAACAUCGCGUGCGUGCGGGACUCCGCCCCCGCGCUCCCCCUCGCCCCCUCCCCGUCCGCCUCCGCCCCCGCGCCGGCGCCCGCCGCGGGGUACAUCGUGGUGGAGACCAACUACAGGGUGUAUGCGUACACGCAGACAAAUCUGCAGGUCGCUUUGUUGGGACUGUUCACGGAACUCAUGUAUCGGUUCCCGAAUUUAGUAGUGGGCGUCCUAACCCGCGAGUCGGUGCGGCAAGCGCUGCGCGGCGGCAUCACGGCGCAGCAGAUCAUACACUACCUCGAGCAGCACGCGCAUCCACAAAUGUUGAAAUCGGAAACUAGUUUGAUCCGGUCGACGUCAGUGCUGCCCCCUACAGUGGUGGAUCAGAUCAAACUGUGGGAGUCAGAACGCAAUAGAUUCACAUAUACUGAAGGUGUAGUUUACAACCAAUUCUUGUCACAGGCGGACUUCACGCUGCUGCGCGACUUCGCGCGUCAGCAGCGCGUGCUGAGCUGGCACAGCGAGCGCGCGCGCAGCAUGCUGGUGACGCGCGCGGGGCACGAUCUCGUGCGCAAGUUCUACAAGCGACACUCCAAGGCUUCCUAGGCUCAGCCUCACUCGACGAACUAAUACAUUGCUCAUUCGCCGCUGUUAUUCAUGUAAUAUGAAAUAAUUAACGUUCUACAGGAAAUAAUCAUAUGACGAAUAUCUCUCAUAUUCGAUAAGUAGGUCCUUAUUACCCCCAAAUGGGGCUAGAAAAGCCCUAGGGCCGUAAUAAAAAAAAAAACUUCACAUCAUACUGGCAAUAGACAUCAUGCAUUCAGCCCAAUGAGCAAAGGGUCGCUUCGCUGUUCAGCCUUGUCUUCGUAUUAAUAUAAUAGUUGUCAAUUUUGAAUAUCGAACGGCAAAGCUCAAUUUCAUUCUUGAAAAAAAAAAUCUUUACUUGGUUAUUUUUAAUAAAAAAAAGGCGGGAAUAGAAAACUUAUAAAUUUUAACUAGGUAAUAAAAUGUUUUAUUCUUGUAAUGCCGGUUUUUUUCUACUUACCUCACAAUCAAAAUGUAAAGCAGAGUAGUCAGCUCGGCGUCAGUUGCACCCUCGAACUAUAGGCGCCUGCGCUGCGCUCAUGCGCCUAAAUAUCUCGGGCUGCAAUUAAUGCCUUACAGCCCUUGGCUACUAAUCUACUAUUAAAUACACUACAUAAUGUGGUCUUCUACGUCUGUUUAUAAGCUUUCUUUUAAACCACGCAACGAAUGCAAUUUUCUCUGUUGUCAAAAGCCGGAACGGAUCGCUAAGCAUAUGAUUAAACCUAAUAUUUUAAAAUAAUUAUAAUUUUUUGACAAUAGAAAAUUCGCCAUGUAAUAAUAGUUUUCAUUUGUCAGUCUAUGUAUUAGUGUAUGUAAUGUAUAAUAUCUUGUAAAUAAAUGAUUUUUACAUAAAGAAA